Molecule: messenger RNA, 3342 nt
Organism: Planococcus citri (citrus mealybug)
Lineage: Eukaryota; Metazoa; Arthropoda; Insecta; Hemiptera; Pseudococcidae
Exons: 12
Coding region: 193-3342 (1049 amino acids)
Molecular function (GO): monooxygenase activity; oxidoreductase activity, acting on paired donors, with incorporation or reduction of molecular oxygen; iron ion binding
Source: RefSeq, a predicted model, not a curated record
UUGUUAUCUCGCAACAAGGACACGCUCCAUUCAGACUUCUUCAGUUCAAAAUACAAACACCGGUGAUUAGGAACGAUUACAUACAUUCGCGACACAACAGUGUAUAAAUGGUAGCCCAACCGGCUGCAUGUGAAAUGAUUCAACCAUCGUAACCUGUUGCUACCUAGCUGUUUCGUAUGAUACUUCGCGAAAAUGAGUUUCCUCGGCAGUGUGAUACUUUUACUAAUAACUUUUUUAUUUUACAUAUACUGGCGGUUCAAAAAAUCCCACCAAUUUUUCGAUAAAAAUGGCAUACCGUAUUUGAAGCCUACAAUUAUCUUCGGUAACAUAGGCGAUACUUUUCUAAAAAAGAAACCCAUGCCAGUGUUGCAUUUAGAACUGUAUAGGAAACUGGAACCUCACAAAUUCGGCGGAUUCUUUAAUUUUCAUACACCUUUUGUGAUGAUUCGAGAUCCGGAGCUGAUCAAGCAUAUUUUGAUUAAAGACUUCGCUCAUUUUCACGAUCGAGGCAUCAACAUAAACACAGAAGUGGAUCGCCUUGGUAAUCAUUUGUUGGCCAUGGCAGGCGAAGAAUGGAAAAAUCUCAGAGUCAAAUUGACCAGCACUUUCACCAGUGGAAAAAUGAAGAUGAUGUUCCCUCUGGUUAAAAAUUGCGGUGAUAAGCUGGCUCAAGUAUUGGAAACCAUGAUUCGUGAGCCAAUAGAUGUCAAGGAUCUUUGUGCCAGAUUCACGACCGAUGUCAUCGGCUCGUGUGCUUUUGGAAUAGAAACGCAUUCGCUCGAUGAUCCGAAUUCAGAGUUUAGGAAAAUGGGAAAUCGUAUAUUUGAGUUCAGAUACAAAGCUUUACUACUGAGCGCCUAUCCAGAUAUGCCUCGUAAACUCAUGAAGUGGUUCGACUUGAGAUUCGUUGACAAAGAAGUCGAAGACUUCCUCAUGUCCAUUGUCGAAAGCACCGUUCAAUAUCGAGAAGAAAACAAAGUCUCAAGACACGACUUCAUCGAUUUAUUGCUAUCACUGAAAAACGAAACGAUGGCUAAAUACCAAGACCAUGGCGAAAAAGAAGAUCUAGAUCACUUCUUGUCACAAGUUGGAAGCAAUCAAUCGAAAAGUAAAAUAGAAAUGACCAUCGAUCUGAUGGCAGCCCAAUGCUUCAUAUUCUUCGGAGCUGGUUUCGAAACGUCCUCUACCAAUCUAGGGUUCCUUAUGCUGGAAUUAGCACAACGUCCAGAUAUCCAGAAAAAACUACGAGAUGAAAUUAACUCUGUGAUAGAUAAUAAUCCGGAAGGAUUCACUUAUGAACUUCUUACAGAGAUGCCUUACGUUGACAUGGUUAUUUCUGAGGGAUUACGUAAAUACCCAGCAACCGGGUUCGCUUUACGACAAUGUACCAUUGAUUACAAACUACCAAACACAAACAUCGUGAUCCCUAAAAAGACACCGGUCACUAUUCCUAUUUUCGGUCUUCACAGAGAUCCUAAAUAUUACGAAAGACCAGAAGACUUCUAUCCCGAACAUUUCACCAAGGAGGCUAUAGCUGAAAGACCUCACUAUACGUAUAUGCCAUUCGGAGAAGGUCCUAGAGCUUGCAUAGGUGAACGAUUUGCUAAAAUGCAAGUGAAAAUUGGACUCAUCAGCAUGCUGAGGAAUUUUUCAUUCGAGCUAUCUUCUCAGACAACCCUUCCUGUUGAGUUUCAACGUCAUUUCAUUUUACUCAAAGCCAAAGGGGGUAUUUGGUUGCAGUGCAAGAAAUUAUUUGUUCGCCGUAGUUUACUUCGCGAUAUGAGUUUCUUCGGUAGUGUAAUACUCGUACUGAUAGCUUUCCUAUACUACUUGUACUGGAGAUUUAAAAAAUCUCACCAAUUUUUCGAUAAAAAUGGCAUACCGUACUCGAAGCCUACGAUUCUAUUCGGUAACAUAGGAGACACAAUUUUUAAAAAGAAACCGAUGCCAGUUUUGCAUUUAGAGCUGUAUAGACAACUGGAGCCACAUAAAUUCGGCGGAUAUUUCAAUUUUCAAUCGCCUUUUGUGAUGAUUCGAGAUCCGGAGCUUAUCAAGCAUGUAAUGAUCAAAGAUUUCGUGCAUUUCCACGAUCGAGGAUUCAAAAUAAACACCGAUGUGGAUCGUCUUGGUAACCAUUUGUUGGCAAUGGAAGGCGAAGACUGGAAAAACCUCAGAGUCAAGCUAACCAGCGCUUUCACCAGCGGAAAAAUGAAAAUGAUGUUCCCUUUGGUCAAACAAUGCGGCGAUAAACUAGCGCAAGUAUUAGAAUCCGUAAUCGAAGAGUCAAUAGACGUGAAAGAUCUUUGUGCCAGAUUCACAACCGACGUCAUUGGCUCAUGUGCUUUUGGAAUAGAAACUCAUUCGCUCGAUGAUCCCAAUUCGGAGUUUAGGAAAAUGGGUAAUCGAAUAUUUGAGUUCAGAUAUCAAGCUCUAAUAUUGAGCAUUUUCUCUUCCUUGCCAACACAACUUGUCAAACUGCUCAACUUGAAAGUAAUUGACGAAGAAGUAGAAGAAUUUCUCAUAUCUACCAUCGAGAACACAGUUAAAUACCGCGAACAGAACAACGUCUCCAGGCAAGAUUUCAUCGACCUGCUGUUAUCAUUGAAAAAUGAUACGAUGGCUAAAUAUCGAGACUACAGCGAACAAGAAGAUCAAGAACAGUUCCUAUCCCAAGUUGGGAGCAAUCAAUCAAAGAAUAAAUUAGAAAUGACCAUCCAACUAAUGGCAGCUCAAUGCUUCAUAUUCUUCGGAGCUGGUUUCGAAACGUCUUCAACAGCUUUAGGAUUCCUGAUGUUAGAAUUAGCACAAAAUCAAGACAUCCAGAACAAACUGAGAGAUGAAAUAAAUACCGUGAUAAAUAAUAAUCCGGAAGGAUUCACAUACGAAGUCCUUAAAGAGAUGCCUUACGUCGACAUGGUUAUUGCUGAAGUACUCCGUAAAUACCCAGCAACUGGUUUCGCAAUCCGAGAAUGCACCAUUGAUUACAAGUUACCGAAUACAGAUAUCGUAAUCCCUAAGCAUACUAAGGUUACUGUUCCAAUUUUCGGACUCCACAGAGAUCCUAAAUACUACGAUAGACCAGAAGACUUCUAUCCCGAACAUUUCACCAAAGAAGCCAUAGCUAAAAGACCUCACUACACGUAUAUGCCAUUCGGAGAAGGUCCUAGAGCUUGUAUAGGUGAACGAUUCGCUAAAAUGCAAGUGAAAAUUGGACUCAUCAGUAUGCUGAGGAAUUUUUCAUUCGAGUUAUCUCCUCAGACAAUUCUCCCCGUCGAAUUUCAACGUCAUUUCAUCUUACUCAAGGCCAAAGGAGGCAUUUGGCUGCGAUGCAAAAAAAUUUAA